AUGAAUAAUAAGGGGACUCGUCUUGCAACUUCUGUCAUUGUUAACAACACAGUUAAAGGAAAUAACAACUUCAAUAUAGUGGUAAAUCUUCCUGUUUUGGAAUUGGGAGUCCCGCCUCCUAAUUCUUGGCCUUCCCGAAGUCCUCCACAAAAUCAUACACAUUUGCAUGAACCACCCUUAUUGCAGCACAAGCGUGUGGACAUGGAAUCCCUGUCAUUUUUUCUGCAUAAAAUGGAAAGGGAAAAGCCAAUCAGGUUCAAUUCACAUGUUCUGAUGCUUGCAACUAACAAUUAUUCCAACAUGUUGGGUUCAGGUGGUUUCGGAUCAGUCUAUAAAGGGAUUUUCAGUGAUGGAACCAUCGUGGCUGUGAAGUUUUUGAAUGGGAGCUCAGACAAGAGAAUGGAGAAGCAGUUCAUGGCAGAGGCACUAGUUUAUGAGUUCAUGGGCAACGGCUCACUUGACAAGUAUCUAUUUAAGGAAAACAAGAGGUUGGGAUUUAAAAAGCUUCAUGAGAUUGCCGUUGGAACAGCCAAAGGAAUUUCUUAUUUGCAUGAAGAAUGCCAACAGAGAAUUGUCCACUAUGACAUAAAACCAGAAAACAUCCUCUUGGACGAUAACUUCUAUCCUAAAGUUGCUGACUUUGGUUUGGCCAAGCUUUGUAAUAGAGAAAAUACUCAUAUCACCAUGACCGGAGGUAGAAGGACUCCCGGUUAUGCUGCGCCGGAGCUCUGGAUGCCGUUUCCGAUAACUUACAAGUGUGAUGUUUACAGCUUUGGAAUGUUGUUAUUUGAAAUCAUAGGUAGGAGAAGGAAUCUUGAUGUUAACCUGACAGAAGAAAGUAAAGAGUGGUUUCCAAGAUGGGUUUGGAUCAAAUUUGAUAAUGGAGAACUAAAUGAAAUGAUAAGAGUGUGUGGAAUAGAGGAGGAAAAUAAGGAUAUGGCAGAAAGAAUGGUUAAGAUAGCUCUUUGGUGUGUUCAGUAUAAACCUGAACUGAGGCCUAUGAUGAGUGUUGUGGUGAAAAUGUUGGAGGGUUCAGAGGAAAUCCCAGAGCCUGUGAAUCCUUUUCAGCACUUCAUGGAUGGAAGUUAUUCUGUAGAAUCAGUUCAGACAACACAGACUGAUACUAGUUUUGCUUCUGGUUCCUCUAUUACAGCAUCUAAACCUAGCACUGUGAAUGCUACUCCUAUAAUGAGCAAGUAUGAGAGCCAAAUAGCCUCUAGCCAGGAUUAA
Molecule: messenger RNA, 1230 nt
Organism: Neltuma alba
Lineage: Eukaryota; Viridiplantae; Streptophyta; Magnoliopsida; Fabales; Fabaceae
Product: G-type lectin S-receptor-like serine/threonine-protein kinase At1g34300
Exons: 5
Coding region: 1-1230 (409 amino acids)
Biological process (GO): protein phosphorylation
Molecular function (GO): protein kinase activity; ATP binding
Source: RefSeq, a predicted model, not a curated record